AAACCCUUCUUGGGUACAUGUUGACUUCCUGUCCUCCCCGACCCUUUGUCCAGUCCGCCACAGCCCCCAUCUCCAUCGUCUCUCAGUCCAGAUGCCUUCGCACCACCACCGAGAAACUAAUCGAUGCUGCUGCGGCUGUUCAAUCCACUCUUCACCACCACCCCAUCUGACCACAUCUGAUCAAGUCCUCCAAGCCCUGGCCAGCCACCUGCUCCUCCAAUACCAGAAACCUCCCACUGUUUCCGACCGUCACUGCCUUAAGCCCCAGCAACACCCACCACUACUGCAUUCCUUCUUCCAAAUUCAUCAACUCGGUGAUGAUCAUCUUCCUCCUGCUCCUCCUCAUUAUCAUCGUCAUGAACAGCAGCAGCAGCAGCGGUUCUAUCAGUAUCAAGCUCAACCUCUUAUCGAUUCCCUCCUCCGCCGCGUCGCCGCCCUCGAAUCCUCUUUCCCCCAUCUCUCUCCCACUUCGUCUCCUUCGCCGCCUGUAGAUCCGCGCUCUCAGACGAGACCCACGUCGAUCCCAGAUACCUCACCGAGAAAGCCAUGGAUCUUCUCCUUCGACUGGAUGUCAUCCAUAGCGGCGACCCGAUGGUUCGGGAAGGGAAGCGGUCGAUCAGCAGAGAACUGGUCCGCACGUUGGAUUUCAUCGAUAAGUGGGUAGUCAAAGAGCACCAGCUGUCUCUGGACGCGAUCGAGAUCACUGGGAAUUGCGGAAUCGAAAGAGAUUCUGUGGAGGACAUGAGAAGAGAAAUUGUAGGAACUGAGGAAGUAACGAACCUUGCCAAAAGGAGGAAAACAAGGACUUUAAAAGGUUGAACGAAUAGUUGCAAAUCCACAAACAACUGCUCAUCCAGUGCCGGGCUUAAAGGUAAGUUUCUGUCAAGAAAACGUGUGAACUUGUGAAGAUUGUUCAAUGCCCGACACUAUACGGAGGCCCCAUCCCCCAUUGUCACGAACGGUCGUUGCGCACCCGCAACAACCGAUGCACAACAACUUCGUUCAACGAACCGUUCAUCACUUUUACAUGCUUAUACCGAGACAUGACAGUAUGUUUUGCCUUUGUUUUGUGUGUUUUUGCUUGUAAAAUGCAUGUUCGAAUAGGUUACAGCGCUACAGUACGACCGCUCGUCGCAUCGGGUCGAACUGCCCAAAACAGUUCCGUUUUCGCGUGCCACGGCUUGUUUUCUGCAAGCUGCGGCUGCACGCGAAACGUCAACCAUCACAGCACCCUAGAAUCCCCCGGUUGACACAGGACUGGAUGGGGCUUCGGUAUAUAGUCGGGCGUUGAAAAAUCUUCACAAGUUCGCACGUUAACUUGACGGGAACUUGCCUUCACGCUCGGCACCCGGUGAACAGUUGUUUGUGGACUUGUAACUGUUCAUUCUACCUUCUAAAGUCCUUGUUUUCUUUUUCCUCUCUUUUCUCUCUUACACCCAAGGUGCUUGCUGAAUUGCUUGUAAAGCUUCCCUCUUCGCGAGACGUCGAGACUUGUCCGUCGCUCGUUUUCAAUCUAAUCAACUUUCUGUUUUACAGGUCCUUCGGGACCUGUACGAGGUUGCAACUAGGUUGAACCUUUGCGGACGCAUAUGUCGCAAGGGCGCCUCAAGACUUAGGCAAUCCCAGCUAAGUUUGAGGAGUUGGCGCAAAGGUGCUUCAUGACUUAGGCAACUUUAGCUAAUUUCGUGACUUUGUCGCAAGGGUGCCUUACGACUUAGGCAAUUCUAACUAAGUCCGUGACAUUGUGGUAUCAAAGCGGGCAAGCAAUUUGAGCAAGUAGCGAAGUAAUUUUGCAAUCUUGCCAUGACCAAGCAUCGUAGCGAAUCGAGCAAGGCAGGGCAAACAGGACCUUUGCCCCAAGCAGCCGCAGGUGGGCUGCAAGUGCAAACUCGCUCUCACGCCGUUGGAGCCGCUUUGAAAGAUCGUGGCAGUGAACAUGAGAACGAAAAAUUGGCUACUCUCUGUGAGCGGAGGAUGCGUAAUUUGGAGCGCCAACCGGGAAGAAGAGCUAUAAGGAGAGACUCACAGCGGCGGAAACCCGCUUGGGUGCUCUUGAAGCGAGCUUGGAGGAACUCUACCAAGGCCAACGAAGGCUUCUUGGGGUAGAGAGCUCGCAAGAAGAAGCUGAAUCCUGAAUCAACAAGGUUAAGGCCCUAGUCGAUCGACUGACUGACGAUACUAAAGACACCGUGCAACAUUUGCACGAAGUCGUGGCGGAACUCACUUCUAGAGUGACAGCACUCACAAGGGCACUAAAUGCGGGAGGGAGCAACACUCUCGUUGCACCGCCACAAAACCUGAGGGCACCUGAGCCUCAUUGCUAUGGAGGUACUAGGGACGCAAAAGAGCUCGAGAAUCUUUUGUUUGACAUGGAACAAUACUUUCGAGCUACAAUGCUUGAUUCUGAAGAUACCAAAGUUUCAAUAGCAACCAUGUAUCUGAACGGGGAUGCAAAAAUUUGGUGGCGAACCUGUUAGGAGGAUAUCCAACAAGGUCGAUGUCGAGUGGACACAUGGGACGACUUAAAGCAGGAGUUGAGAACUCAGUUCCUACCCGAGAACACAGAGUUCGUCGCAAGGAGGAAGUUGAGACAACUCCACCAAAGUACUUCAAUCCGAGACAAUGUGAAGCAAUUUUCUGCGCUAAUACUGGACAUACAUGAUAUGUCCGAGAAGGAUAAGCUGUUCAGCUUCCUCAAUGACCUAAAACCAUGGGCUCAACAAGAAUUACAUCGAAGGAAUGUCACCGAUAUGAUCGGGGCAAGUGCGGCCGUAGAAAGGCUCACCGAUUUUGUUUCCUUGGAGGACUCGAGGAAAAGGAAACAAUCUUCGGGAAAUCGCCCUCCAAAAUAUUCUCGAUGGAAGGAGCCCAGGGGUGAACAAAUGAAGAAGAGUUCCCACAAAGGGCCAAGCUCAAAAGGCAAAGCCCCAAAACCUGGCGGAUGUUUCUUAUGCAGAGGGCUACACAUGGUGAGGGAGUGCCCACAGAAACAAGCACUCAAUGUUUUAACAGCUUCAAUCUACCCUCCCAAAUCAGUCAAGGGCAAGGUCGUCGCCCUAAGUUCAAGCAGUUCAGAAUCCAGUAACGACGAUGAUGAGUCGCAUGGUCCCCAAAUGGGAGCAAUGCAUUUAUUGAAUGCAUCGCAGGGUCAAGUGGGGGAGAACAUGAAGGCAAAGCCAUUGAAAGCAGGGAGUAGCGAGCUGAUGUACGUGGACAUUUAGCUCAAUGGUCAAACAACCUGUGCAAUGGUGGACACGGGCGCUACCCACAACUUUAUUGUCGAUCGAGAAGCAAAGCGACUCGGGCUAAUCUUGGAGAAGAACCCAAGUCGGAUGAAGGCGAUGAACUCGAAGGCCAAGCGGAACUCCGGGCUAGCAAAGGGUAUCCCCAUCAAGAUCGGAACAUGGAGCGGGAGCACGAACAUGAUAGCGGUGCCAUUGGACGACUUCCAAGUGAUUCUUGGAAUGGAGUUUAAGCACGUGGUGAAGUUGAUGCCAAUGCCGUUCUUAAACUCUUUAUGUAUAAUGGGAGGCGACGAGCCCUGUGUGGUUCCUGUCUCUCGGAGAGGAACCAGGGACCCCCAAUAGAUAUCGACAUUACAACUGAAGAAAGGGGUACGAAAAUGCGAAUUAACAUUCGUGGCUGCUGUGAAGCCAGAGCCACUCAACGAGGAGGCCAUUCAUAAACCUGCUGUGAUGGCGAACGUUCUGAAGGAGUUCACAGACGUUAUGCCACCCGAGUUGCCGAAGACUCUACCGCCACGCAGAGGCGUGGAUCAUCAUAUCGAGCUGGAGCCAAGAGUGAAGCCUCCAGCGAGACCACCCAACCGCAUGCCCCCUCCAGAGUUGGCAGGACUCAAAAAUCAAUUAGAUGAUCUGCUAAGUAGUAGUCUCAUCUGCAGUUCCAAAGCACCAUUCGGAGCUCCCGUUCUCUUCCAAAAGAAACAAGAUGGGAGCCUCCGACUAUGCGUCGAUUAUCGAGCCUUCAACAAAGUGAUGGUGAAGAACAAGUAUCCCAUCCCGCUCAUCACGGACUUGUUCGACUAAUUGGGCAAAGCAAAGUAUUUCUCCAAACUCGACCUCCGGUUUGGGUACUGGCAAGUGCGUAUCGUUGAAGGCGACGAAGCGAAGACUAUUUAUGUGACCAGGUACGGAGCGUUUGAGUUCUUGGUGAUGCCUUUCGACUUAACCAAUGCUCCGGCCACAUUCUACACUCUUAUGAACCAACUAUUCAAGGAGUAUUUAGAUAAGUUUAUGGUCGUCUACUUGGGACGAUAUUGUCGUCUACAGCGAAACGCUCGAGGAGCAUGUCAAGCACUUUCGGUACACAUCUGAAGCCAAUAAGUAUGCAUUGGUUUGGUGUAUCUUAAUUUUUGGUGCACAUCUGAAGCCAAUAUGUAUGCAUUGGUUUGGUGUAUCUUAAUUUUCCACUGAGAUUUUUAUUGUCAAGUUUAAUUUUCAUGCGCAUGUGAUGAUAUUAGUUUAGUGGCACUAAGUUGCACUUUAAUCUGUUCUUCAGGCUGUACAUAAAGCAGCCUUCUUCCAGCACAUCAAUUGCAGGAUAUGACGAUGAACCUGAAUGGGCGGAGUAUAAGAUCAAAGAGACAAAUAUGUUUACGAUUGACAAGUAUCAACAGAUUGGAUUCUUCCCAAGAGAGAAAGCAUUUUCUCUUAGGUACCAAACUGCUGGUAUGCUGGAAACUGUUCUAAGAGCAGGUGUGCUUGGAGAAGAUGACACUGGUGAAGAAUCUCCCAAAAACUUGAAGAUUCCUUCAAAAUGGCCUUCUGUUGUCUGUGAAAAUUGUCUAUAUUCUCUGGAGAAAGAUAUGCGAACAAGAGCUUUCCACAUAAUGGAUCCAAAGGGCAUUCUUGAAAUGCUUGUUAUUUUUAUUGAAGAACAAGGAAAUGAGAUGCCUGCUUUUUCAACUUGGAAUUUAGAGUUCCUAGCAACAGUGGACGGCAUUGAGAAUGAAACUAUCUUGAACAACAUUGUUUGAUACAUCAUUCCAGUGGGUUAUCUCCCUUUUAUCUAGAUGUUGGAUUCAGGACACAACUUCGACAAACAAUGAGAGUGGCACUACCACUAACGUGCGUUGGACAGGCACGAUAAGCAACAACUUGGUGGUGACCUUCGAUGGAGGCUUCCAGCUGACCUUAUUACCUGGAGGAAUGUAUAUGGCUUCACCGGAGAAGCGGCAGAAGCUCGUGCGCACUUACGAUGUGGAAGGUCUUGUAGUGUCAUCUACUUGUUUCUAUGAGAUCAAAGUCUAAGGUCAACUUGCAUGGACCAUGCUGCAGCUUAUCCUUGGUUACACUAGAUAGAUUCCAGUUAAAAUAGAACACCAAGGCUUCGUUCAAGGCCUUGUAUCAACUGAAUAGUUGAAUAGAGAGAAUAAAUACUUUUCUUGAGUAAUAUUUAUGAUA
This is a messenger RNA of Musa acuminata AAA Group (dessert banana), 5423 nucleotides long. RefSeq lists its product as uncharacterized. Gene Ontology annotation, biological process: chloroplast fission. The transcript has 6 exons. Lineage: Eukaryota; Viridiplantae; Streptophyta; Magnoliopsida; Zingiberales; Musaceae. The record is from RefSeq and is a predicted model, not a curated record. Bases 4610 to 4996 code for a protein of 128 amino acids.